Messenger RNA from Cryptomeria japonica (Japanese cedar), 666 nucleotides. RefSeq names its product berberine bridge enzyme-like 13. Bases 1 to 666 code for a protein of 221 amino acids. The transcript has a single exon. The record is from RefSeq and is a predicted model, not a curated record. Gene Ontology annotation, molecular function: oxidoreductase activity; flavin adenine dinucleotide binding. NCBI's taxonomy places the organism in Eukaryota, Viridiplantae, Streptophyta, Pinopsida, Cupressales, Cupressaceae.
AUGUAUUUGGGUCCCUUACGGCCUCAACUCCGCAAACUUGUCUAUGAGAUCUAUCCUGAUAUGGGUUUGGUCGCCGCUGAUUGUAACGAGACAGACUGGAUCGGCUCGGUCAUCUCGACUGCUGUGGCCAAUGGAUAUUCUGCCGACCUCGUCAACAGAUAUCUUUCCACCAAAAGGUACUUCAAGAAUAAGUCCGAUUAUGUGAAGAGCCCUAUCUCUUCAUCAGGCCUACAGGGGGCAUGGAAGAUUAUGGAAGAGAAGCCCGACAGCCAAAUGAUAUUGGCUCCCUUUGGAGGCAUAAUGAAUACGAUACCAUCCACUCGGAUUCCCUUCCCCCAUCUAGCAGGGUAUUUAUACGAAAUUCAGUAUGUACUCAACUGGGACGACGCUUCCGAAGAUGUAGAGUCUGUGGCAUGGAUGCGAAAGUUGUACGAAUACAUGACUCCUUAUGUUUCAAAAUCUCCCAGAGCUUCUUACGUCAACUACAUAGACCUUGACUUGGGCCAUGCAUCUGCUAAUGGAACCUCCACCGUAGAACAGGCAAAGUCGUGGGGCGAAAAGUAUUUUGGUGUGAAUUUCUUCAGGCUAGUGCAUGUCAAGACUAAAUUCGAUCCCAACAAUAUUUUCGAGAAUGCUCAGAGCAUUUCCCCACUCAGUCACAGUUGA